Molecule: messenger RNA, 2678 nt
Organism: Vicugna pacos (alpaca)
Lineage: Eukaryota; Metazoa; Chordata; Mammalia; Artiodactyla; Camelidae
Source: RefSeq, a predicted model, not a curated record
GCGCUCCACUCCGCAGCGCGAGGGAAAGCGUGGGCCGCAUGGACGGUGAGAAGUGGAGCGGUGGGGCCUUCAGAGCAGGGAAGUGGGAGACUGGGCUGGAGGUAAAAACGAGGCCCUGCAGGAGAGACCUCCACGUUGCAGGCAGUGUUCUCUCUGCUGAAGACCAGUCGUGAGAGGCUGUUCCUCAGCCUUGGACCAUCUCUGGCGAAUCUCCCAGAGAUUAUUCUGUGUUUAUAUACCUUCCGUGGAGGCUCGGUCCUCUCUCACUAGGUAGCCGGUGUCCAAAAACCCCGUGCUUCAGCAGAGACUGUCCAUGCAGCUGUCCCGCUCCGGGCAGCAGACAGGGCCUCGGGGUGCGCCUGUCAGAGUCCAGGCGCCGCAGAAGCCAAAGACGGCUGCGCAGAAUUCUGCCUUCCGCAUGCAGACCCUCUUGGUGAGACUCGUGGUCCUCCUGGGCCUGACGUCAAGGCUACUGGAAACGUCUGCGCUGACCGGAGCCCCCUGGGGCAGGGCCUCCAGGGUUUUCCUCAGUCCCUCGCAGGUGAAGGACCGACGCUUGGGCCUGAAAGUUAAGGACUCAAACUUCACACUUGGUGGCUUUCCUUCCCUCAUCUUAGCGGGAACCAUCCACUACUUCCGGGUGCCCAAGGAGUACUGGAGGGACCGCCUGCUGAAGCUGAGGGCCUGCGGCUUCAACACCGUCACCACGCAUGUUCCUUGGAAUCUUCAUGAGCCAAGAAGAGGCCAGUUUCAGUUUACUGGAAACCUGGAUUUGGCGGUUUUUAUAUCCAUGGCGUUGGAGGUGGACCUGUGGGUCAUCCUGUGUCCAGGCCCGUACAUCGGGAGCGACUUGGACCUUGGCGGCCUGCCCAGCUGGUUACUCCGGGACCCUAAAAUGAAGCUGAGGACAACGUACAAGGGCUUCACUAAAGCCGUGAAUCACUAUUUUGAUGAGCUGAUCCCCCGGAUAGUGUCCCUCCAGGUCCAAGAAGAUGGCCCCAUUAUUGCUGUGCAGCUGGAGAAUGAAUAUGGUUCGUAUCAUAUGGAUGAAAAAUACAUGCCGUAUGUUAAACAGGCCCUGGUGACAAGAGGGGUCAAGACGCUGCUCAUGACCGCGGAUACUGGACAGGACCUGACGGGAGGCCGCGUCAAGAACGUGCUGGCCACCCUCCACCUGAGGAGCAUAAACAAGGCCACGUACGAAAUGCUCUCUUCCUUUCAGGGCCCCAGCCCGGUGCUGAUGACCGUGUACACCGCAAGCGCCCCGGACGGGUGGGGCGCUCUCCGUCACAGCCUGGACCCGCAUCUGGUCAUGAGAGAUGCCCGUGAGAUGCUCGCCUUCUGGUUCUCCCUCAACUUCUACAUGUUUCACGGCGGCACCAACUUUGGCUUCAUGGGUGGAUCUGCUCCCCUGCACAGUUACCUCCCCACGGUCACCAGCUAUGACUAUGGGGCACUGCUGACAGAGGAUGGAGAUUAUACACCUGAGUAUGUUACAUUUCAAGAGCUUCUCCGCUCUGUUACGGUACCCAGCCACAACCUCAAUCCAAACGAGGUCCACAGGCCCCCGCAACCAGAGUCUCGACCUAGGGUUGUGUAUAAGCCAGUGACAGCAACAUACUACAUGUCACUGUGGGACGCCCUGCCUUACCUGGAUGAGCCCACCCGGUCUGCCAAGCCCGUCUCCAUGGAGAAGCUCUCCGUGAACCAGGGGAGUGGGCAGUCGUCCGGGUACAUACUUUAUGAGACCGCCAUCUCCAGCGGAGGCCUCCUCACCUCAAGGGGUCAUGUUCAAGAUCGGGGUCAGGUGUUCCUGGAUAACCUGUACAUAGGAGUCCUGGACCACGCCAGCACCGAGCUGACUAUCCCCAGGAGAAGCGACUACGAGGGCUCCCAGAUGUUGCGAAUCCUGGUGGAAAACCAAGGCCGACUCGCCUGUGGGCCUGACAUCAACAAGGAGAGAAAAGGUUUAACUGGGGACAUCUAUCUGAACAAGUCUCCACUGAGAAAGUUUAAAAUCUAUAGCCUGGAGAUGAAGCCCAAGUUCAUACAAAGGGACCUUCCGAACAUCUGGAAACCAGCCUUAUUCCAACCUCGGGGCCCGGCCUUCUUCCUCGGUCUCCUGAGGGUUGGUGAUCAUCCCAGAGACACCUUCAUAAAGAUGCAGGACUGGACAAAAGGGGUCGUAUUCAUCAAUGGACAGAACCUGGGGCGCUACUGGAAUAUAGGGCCCCAGGAAACCCUUUACCUUCCAGGACCCUGGCUGCAGCCUGGAGCGAAUGAGAUCGUGGUGUUCGAGGAGUGGAAGUCUGCCCUUGUGAUCCAGUUCACAGACAGCCCACAGCUAGGGCACGUUUCCUGGGCCUCUCCCCGCUGCCGUGGGCAGAGGAUGCAGGGCCCGGCCCCACCAGGCACAUACGCUCUGCUUUGCCAGGAUACUGAGUCUUGAGGGAGCGGCGUGAAGGAGGAAGAGACUGAGCUGAGUCAUCUUGACGGCGGGGCUGUGGGGCCCACCUGUGCUGACAGCUGCCAGUGGGAGCCACCCUGGAUCCCCUGUUUAUCGUGAGCCCUGUGCUGGGCCUGAGGUCCGCUUCCUAACCCGCCAGGACGGUCCUGCCUUGGCGUGAGUUAGCUCCCUGUUUCUGAUGCUGCAACAAAAUAAACCUGUUCCAUGCAAA